Molecule: messenger RNA, 390 nt
Organism: Loa loa (African eye worm)
Lineage: Eukaryota; Metazoa; Nematoda; Chromadorea; Rhabditida; Onchocercidae
Exons: 3
Coding region: 1-390 (129 amino acids)
Biological process (GO): microtubule-based process
Cellular component (GO): dynein complex
Molecular function (GO): dynein intermediate chain binding; dynein light intermediate chain binding
Source: RefSeq, a predicted model, not a curated record
AUGACUCAUUCUUUUCCUGUUGGAACAAUCCAAGUGAAUUUGGCAGGCCCUGUCCAAAAUAUAAUGUCGGACCCUCAAUCAAUCGAUGAUCCAAAUCCAAAUAUUGGUGCCGAAAUGGGAAAUGCUCAAGUUAUUGCAUCAGGUAUGGACGCCGAAAAACAACAAUUCGCAGUCCAAUGCGCCAAUGAAGCCAUUGCUCAACAUUCAAAUCAAAAUAUGGCAGUGGCUCAGUACAUAAUGUCUAAUUUCGAGGAGAGGUAUGGCUCACCAUGGCACUGUGUCGUAAGUGACGGAAGUUUGGGAUUUUACGUACGAUACGAUCCUUCAAAUCAUAUCUAUUUCUCCAUAGGAGCAACUACUAUAUUUUUGUUCCAAAAUCAAUGCCAAUAA